ACGGCUGCCAGCUACAGUAUAUUUGGAGUUUCAUGAUUUUUCAGUAGUUACCCGGUCCCUACGGUCCAUUGAACACUAAACCUGCACAUUUUAAAUAAUCUUUUUAUUGUGGGCAGCCCCGGCGCAACUGUGCAAUAACGAUGCUGUUCAAUCAGGAGGAGCUUGAUAUCCUGCGCCUGUGAGGGGUUAAAUGCUCAUGAACAACAUAACAAAACUGAUUUGUGGUCAAUAUUUGAGAGAAAUUGGCCUUUUAUGUACGUAGAGGAAAGAUAGAUUUUUAUUUCCGAAUGAAUGGAUGGAUGGACUAGCUAGCUAGCUAGCUAGGUGGGUAAGUAUAUAGCUAGCUAGCUAGCUUGGUAGAUCGAUAGCGUAGAAGUGCGUGCCAUGUGGCAGGCAGUGGUUUUGCAACUUUCACCUGGGACACACGAGACUCGCAGGCUGAGCAUCUCAUCUCAGACCUGCGGGGCGAAACUGCAGCCUGGUGUUUGUUUCAUACGAGUGGGGUGAGUAUGUUUGACGCUGGGUGUGGGGCGAAAUCAAAGGGCCGAGACGUAUUGUUUCAAUGUGAAAAGGAGCUAAUGGCCGACCAUCGCAACUCGGGAUCUGCAAUCCACAGGGUGCCCCCGGGGCCCGGCUGGUACAAUGGCGCCCCCCCGUCCCUGCUCCUUCCCCGCGGCGCGUCUUCCUGCCGCAAUCUGCGGCCAACGACGCUAGGCCGGGGGGAGCGCAUCUGUGCGAGCAGGGGCCCGGGCCGUGAGUGCCUCGGUGGGGGUGGACCCCCUCCCAACCCGAUCAAGAAGAAGUUCACCCGAAUGCUCCUGAUGCUUUUAUGCUACAAAACAUCCUUGAAGUGUGGAAAAGAAAGCCACGCAAAGCGGUCACAAUUUACGGCGAGGAAAUAAAUAUAGAAAGCCAAUAUUUUUGGCUUAUUGUGAAAAAUUGACAAAACUGAUGAUACUUUGACAAACUUCAGAAGCAUUCAAGCAAUGGAAGAGUCGCCGUGUAUGAAUACAAUUCAAAAUAUGGCUCGCACUAAAUUAUUGAAUCAACUCCAUUAAAAAUAUUGAAUUGCAGUAAUCGGAAGAUAAACAUUCAACAUACAUAUGAACCGAAACACUUCUCUAUAAAUGAAAAUGUGCAUAACGCAAAUAAACGUGACAGGUAAGUAAAAAUAUACAAAUCAAUUCUACACAGCGUGCCUCAAAACUUAAUACCUGAACACGUGUUUUCAAGUUGAAAUGAAGUGGGCAAUAAAUAAAACCUGACGUUUUCCAUAAAGUGGUACAACACUUGAAACAAACAACAUAACAUCGGUCAACAGCACACUUAAUCAGACGUGGAUAUGUGUGUCUCAACGUAUGUUUGACGUUGAAGUGUAAUAUCUGCAUUAUAUACAAAUAACAUGAAAUGAAAAGAUGGAAUCCUUCACAAAGUGAAUAUAUAAAUCGAAGUAAGAAAUAUCAAUGUGGAUAUAGAAUUCGUUGACAAAUUCUUUAAACCUUUCCGCUCUGUCAAUGUUUCAACAUAAAUAUAGAAACACAAAUAUGGUAUUGGGUAUAUCAAUCUCAAAAUGCAACUGAAACUGUGACCAUUUUAUGAAAGAUAGAAAUCUUCUGAAAACGCUUUAGAAGUUCAAACUGAUAAUUCCGAUUUUAAAAGAAAGUAAACCGAGUAAAUCCAUAGAAGUAAUUCAAAAUGGCAAUAAAAGCCGUUUAUUUUAUUCAGCUUGAUGAACAAAAGGCCUAAUGGCGUGUAUUUUAAUAUCAAAGGCAUUUCGCAAAAUGCUCAUAAGUCGAAGGCUAAGCAAUCAUUAGAAUGCAUGUGUGACAUAUGCUUAGCAUUGUAGAUGCGUUUUAAUUAAAACAAAAAAAAACAAGUUUAGACUUUUUAAUAGUUGUUGCUUCUUAAAUGAAACCACGCCCACGGGUUGGUCGUGGAAGGGGGGUGGGUACUACCAAGGUCAAAUUCACCUUCAGCUGUGCGUAAUUGUGGGCGCAGCCAAUGAGCGACGAGGCCAAUGAUCUCCACCUCUGGCAAAACGUGUGUUGACCAGCCCAAUGCGCACAUUCAAUCUCUCAGGCCGAGGCCGGAACUGGUUACCCCGAGAUUCGGCCUUCAUGGACUAGUUCGUAACCUCCUUUUGGCGGUUAUGUUGUCCCGGUUGUCCACCAACUCCCAUGGACUUUUGCUUUGACUAAGACUUUUUUUGUGUCGUCCCCAUUAAGGUAAGUUUAACUGCCAAGAUGUCCGAAAGACCCCACAGCCCAAGCUCGGAGUGUCAAAGCCGCCCGUAUGACUUCAGCCGGGCAUGCACGCAGAUUUUGGGCCAAGAGGGCCUCGGGGGUUCGUCCUUUCACCAACUCCCCCUGCCAGAAGCGGGUGUGCUCUACAAACAGGCUCCCUAUGGAGGCCUGCCGUCGGCCGCUUCGCAGAGUUUCUUCCCCUUCCCGUCGGUGGCUACCGGCGACUACCGGGCCUCCGAGCUCCAGGUCGGGGAUUUCGGCCAGCCCAAGCAUUGGUAUCCGUUCGCCGCGCCCGAGUACACCGGACAGGUACCCGGUGUAACCGCAGCCACGCAGCCCGUCAACUUGAGCCCCCCCAUAGCCGAAACCCGGGAGCAAAUCAAGCUCUCCGAUAUCAAGACGGAGAAAGAUACCGGGGACGACUACUCGAGUGAGGUGAAGGUCCAGCAGUAUCCGCCGACAUCCGCCGCCAUGCAUCAAGGAGUCCUAUACUCGAGUCCCUGGAUCCCGUCCUUCUGGCCCGGUAUCAGCCACCUCACGCCGCCCGGCAGCGGGGGAGGCAGCAACCAGAAUGCGUCGACGUCUUCUACGUCGUCGCCAUCCAUGUCCCCGUCGCCGCCCAGCAACGGCGUGCCGGCGAACGCCUUCUUCGGCGUCACGCACGCCCAAGGUGCACCCGGGCCUCCGGGCCAGAACCCGGCCUCGUCAACGAGGAGCAGCGGCUCGUCCAGCGGCGGUUGUAGUGAUUCGGAAGAGGAAAACCUUUCCACUGAAGAAUUGGAGCAGUUUGCCAAAGAACUGAAACACAAGCGCAUCACUUUGGGUUUCACUCAGGCCGAUGUUGGCCUUGCGUUGGGCAACCUGUAUGGUAAGAUGUUUAGCCAGACAACCAUUUGCCGCUUCGAAGCCCUCCAGUUGAGCUUCAAGAACAUGUGCAAGCUGAAGCCCCUCCUCCAGAGAUGGCUGAACGAGGCCGAAACGUCGGAAAAUCCCCAGGAUAUGUACAAGAUCGAGCGGGUGUUUGUGGACACCCGGAAGAGGAAGAGGAGGACCAGCCUGGAGGGAGCUGUCCGCUCGGCUCUGGAGUCUUACUUUGUCAAGUGUCCCAAACCCAACACUCAAGAGAUCACGCACAUCUCUGACGAUUUGGGCCUGGAGAGAGACGUGGUCAGAGUGUGGUUCUGUAACCGGAGACAGAAGGGCAAGCGCCUGGCUCUGCCUCUGGACGAAGAAGCCGACGGGCAGUUCUAUGAGCCGAGCCCCUCGCCCCUCAACAUGGCCAACUCCCCCAUCCCCAGCCAAGGCUAUCCUCCACCGUCCAGCUACCCGGGAGCCCCGCCGCCUACGCUUUACAUGCAGUCGCUUCAUCGGCCCGACGUCCUGAAGCAAGCGCUGCACCCUGGACUGCUCGGUCACCUGACUGGAUAG
Hippocampus zosterae (dwarf seahorse) is the source of this 3671-nucleotide messenger RNA. RefSeq names its product POU domain, class 5, transcription factor 3 (gene pou5f3). The coding region runs from base 2244 to 3671 and encodes 475 amino acids. Gene Ontology annotation, molecular function: DNA-binding transcription factor activity, RNA polymerase II-specific; RNA polymerase II cis-regulatory region sequence-specific DNA binding. NCBI's taxonomy places the organism in Eukaryota, Metazoa, Chordata, Actinopteri, Syngnathiformes, Syngnathidae. The record is from RefSeq and is a predicted model, not a curated record. Gene Ontology annotation, biological process: regulation of transcription by RNA polymerase II. The transcript is spliced from 5 exons.